CGGGUUCAAUUCUCAGUCACAAACUGUGUCUCCCUCCCACUUGUUUCAACUUGAAUCAAAAACCCUUGUUUCCGGAUGGGGGGAGGAAGCGGCGUAUUUGCAGAAGAGGAGUGAGAAACGGCCCAUGCUCCUCCCUCUCUCGGUAUGUUUCUCUCUCUCUCUCUCUCUAAAAUAUAUUGUAACCCUUCAAGAUCUCUCUCUCUACCAGCUCCACUGUUUCCUUUCCUUUACCAGUCACAAAUCUCUCUCUCCAUCUUCAAUGGUGUUUCUAUAGCGUCUUCGAAGUAAUGGCUUUGGCAAAACUCCAGGCACUCUCUCUCUUGAAACCCCACUAUGUAUUUUCCCUUCUCAUUCCUUUUCCUUCUUUCUCUUCUUCCUUUGAACUCUAUUCCACAAAAACCUCUCUUCUUACUUCGUCUCUUUCUCUCACUGGAGAUGGACUCCUCUUAAGUGCUUUUCCUUCUUCUUCUUCUUCUUCUUCGAUUGUUAAUCUUCUAGUGGACUCACUUGGCCUCUCUAAAGAAUCAGCCUUGGCCGUUGCCUCUUCUUCCCGGUUGGGCCUCAACAAACCCACCAAAAAUCCGAUAUGUGUGCUAAAAUUCCUCAAAGACUCUGGUUUUCAUGAUGCCCAUAUCUGUUCCAUUGUAACGAAGAGCCCCAAGAUUCUGGUGGCCAGUGUUGAGAAAACCCUAAAACCCAAGUUUGAAAUGCUUGAAGAUUUGGGUGUCUCUGGUCCUGAUCUCGGGGAGUUUCUAUCUCCACGUGCAUUCAUGGUCUAUUACAGUGCAGAGAAGAGGAUCGCCCCAAUCAUCGAAUUCCUCAAAAGCUAUUUGAAAACCAAUGAAAAUGUUCUUAGAGUUCUGAGAAGUAAUUGGGUACUUUCAUUUCGCAUUGAGGAAAGAAUCCUACCCAAUAUGAGGUGCAUAGAGAGCUAUGGAGUUGGUCCCUCACAACUGCAACAAUUGGCAAUCGUCCAUCCUAGGUUGCUUUCUCAAAACCCCAAAAGAACUAAGGAAAAUUGUGAGAAAAUUAUAGAGAUGGGCUUUAAUCCGAAAUCUUUGAUGUUUGCUCAUGCUCUUCAUGCAUUCAGCUCGAUGAAUAACGAGAAAUGGCAGGCAAAAGUUGACAUUUUUAAGAGUUUUGGGUGCUCGCAAGAUCAUGUAUUUUCAAUAUUUCGGAGGGCACCUUAUACAAUGUGUCUCUCGGUGAAGAAGUUGAAGGAAACAAUGGGGUAUUUUGUUAAGAAACAAGAGGAUGUUUUGUUCAAUUUGAUUAUGAAUCCACAAAUUCUUGGUUUUAGCUUGGGGGGAAGGGUGAUACCUAGGAACAAUGUUUUGCAAGCUUUGAGAUUGAAGAAGUUGCUCAAGAAGGAUGUGAAAUUAUCAUCAGUUUGUUUGUUGUCGGAGAGGAGAUUCUUGCAAAAAUUUGUGGGGUGUUUUGGAGAAGAGGCAGAUUACUUGCGCCGGAUCUAUGAAGAAAGCAAGGGCAACCCAGAAAUGAUUCUAUGAUCAUGGGUUCCAUGGAGGCUUCCUUGCUUUUUGAUUGUUGAAUCAAAGGUUUUCUAUCUUCCUCAUAACCUUUUUUGGAACUAUAAAAUUGAGACCUUUGUUUUCAUGAUUUUUGCUUUUGAAUGGUCCUCCUCUGUUUUUCCAUUUUAUGAAUACUGGUUGAAUAGCCUUUAACCUAUUGUCUGUUGUAAAAUCAGCUGAUUCUACUUUUGUUUCUUUGAUAUCCAUUGCCUCUAGUGGUUGUCCAAGAUAUCGUAUGCAGCACUCGUGUAACAAUUUUGGAAUAAUGAGUUGAAAUGUUCAAUUUCAUGUCUGUUAUGCCAAAA
Messenger RNA from Amborella trichopoda, 1834 nucleotides. RefSeq names its product transcription termination factor MTERF15, mitochondrial. Gene Ontology annotation, biological process: regulation of DNA-templated transcription. NCBI's taxonomy places the organism in Eukaryota, Viridiplantae, Streptophyta, Magnoliopsida, Amborellales, Amborellaceae. Gene Ontology annotation, molecular function: double-stranded DNA binding. The record is from RefSeq and is a predicted model, not a curated record.